Messenger RNA from Funneliformis caledonium, 141 nucleotides. The record is from the annotation of a GenBank genome assembly. NCBI's taxonomy places the organism in Eukaryota, Fungi, Glomeromycota, Glomeromycetes, Glomerales, Glomeraceae.
AUGCAGUUUGGUCUAACACAGAAACUCGAUCUCGAAAUCAUGAAAACCAAAAGUCAUGAUAGUAUUACGAAGAGCAAUUCGAUAAAAAUGAUAAUGGCCUUAAACUGGUUUAAUCCUAAAACUUAUAAGAACUAUCAAUAG